Molecule: messenger RNA, 1956 nt
Organism: Meriones unguiculatus (Mongolian gerbil)
Lineage: Eukaryota; Metazoa; Chordata; Mammalia; Rodentia; Muridae
Gene: Gfra3
Product: GDNF family receptor alpha 3
Exons: 9
Coding region: 85-1338 (417 amino acids)
Biological process (GO): nervous system development
Cellular component (GO): external side of plasma membrane; signaling receptor complex
Molecular function (GO): signaling receptor activity
Source: RefSeq, a predicted model, not a curated record
GGCCGAGGGAGCCCAGCUUUCCGAGUCCCGCGCACGGAGGCAGCGGAGCGCCGGGGAGCGGACACCCGGCGUCCACACGUCGCCAUGGGGCUCUCUCGGAGCCCGCCGCCUCCGCCACUGGUCCUGCUGCUGGUGCUGUCGCUGUGGCUGCCACUUGGAGCAGGAGACUUCCUUCCCACAGAGAACAGGCUUAUGAACAGCUGUAUCCAAGCCAGAAAGAAAUGCCAGGCUAAUCCCGCUUGCAAGGCUGCCUACCACCGCCUGGCUUCCUGCACCUCAGGUGUGAGCACCCCACUGCCCUUCGAGGAGUCUGCCCUGUCUCCGGACUGCCUCGAGGCAGCACAACAACUCAGGAACAGCUCCCUGAUGGGCUGCACGUGCCACCGGCGCAUGAAGCACCAAGCUACCUGUCUGAACAUUUAUUGGACCGUCCACCCUGCCCGAAGCCUUGAAUAUUUCCAGCUGAGCACGGUGGCGCACACCUUUGAUCUCAGCAGCUGGGAGACAGAGGCAGGUGACUACGAGUUGGAUGUCUCCCCCUAUGAAGACACAGUGACCAGCAAACCCUGGAAAAUGAAUCUCAGCAAGCUGAACAUGCUUAAACCAGACUCGGACCUCUGCCUCAAAUUUGCCAUGUUGUGUACUCUUAACGACAAGUGUGACCGCCUGCGCAAGGCCUACGGGGAGGCCUGCUCAGGGCUUCGCUGCCAGCGCCACCUCUGCCUCGCCCAGCUGCGCUCCUUCUUUGAGAAGGCGGCCGAGUCCCACGCUCAGGGCCUGCUGCUGUGUCCCUGCGCGCCGGAAGAUGCGGGCUGCGGGGAACGCCGGCGCAACACCAUCGCCCCCAGUUGUGCUCUCCCUUCCGUGCCCCCCAAUUGCCUGGAUCUGCGGGGCUUCUGCCGCUCGGACCCUCUGUGCAGAUCACGCCUGAUGGACUUCCAGACCCACUGCCAUCCUAUGGACAUCCUCGGGACCUGUGCCACUGAGCAGUCCAGGUGUCUGCGGGCAUACCUGGGGCUGAUUGGAACUGCCAUGACUCCAAACUUCGUCAGCAAGGUCAACACUAGCGUGGCCUUAGCCUGCACCUGCCGCGGCAGUGGUAACCUGCAGGAUGAGUGUGAACAACUGGAAAGGUCCUUCUCCCAGAACCCCUGCCUCAUGGAGGCCAUUGCAGCUAAGAUGCGUUUCCACAGACAACUCUUCUCCCAGGACUGGGCAGCCUCUACUUUUUCUGUGACGCCACAGCAGAACAAUCACCCUGCUCUGAGGCCGCAGCCCAGGCUACCCGUUCUUACAUUCUUCGUGCUUUCGUUGAUUCUGCCUCAGACCCUCUGGUAGCUGGGCUUCCCCGGGGUCCUUUGUUCUCUCCACUGCACCCAGACGACUUGCAGCCUGUUAUGAAUGAGAAAAUGACAGCCCCUGGAAGAAGAUGCCGUGGGCAGCCCGGCAUCAAUGAACCAACCAGGCAUCCUCCUGCAUCUCCUGUGUGCUCCAGAUGAGAUCUUAGUGGAAUCAAGGGGCUGUGGCCUUCAGAGCCUGGGAGGCGAGUUUUCAAAAGUCCCUUACCCCUGCUUCUGGCGCAGGCUGCCUUUCCUUAGGACUAUCCAGCUUGGCCUUAUAUUCUGGUGGGGACUCGCUCCACCUCCCAGCCCUUCUUCCUCUUUACCAGGACCACCCAGAGCCUAAUACAUCAGUCAUUCCUGUUGCAUUCUCCAGGCAGGAGGGGCUGAGGGUUCUGAGGCAGCACAGCAAGAAGGUCCCUUUGUGAGGAAGGCUAGUGCUCCAGCCCCUCCUCCCCUCGCUGAGGAAGGUGGGAACCUGUUGUCUUCACUGCUUUGCCAGGCAACUCUGAACAUUUGGGCAUGAAGAGCUAAAGCCUUUGGGUCUUGCUUAACGCCUACUACUGUCCCCAAGCGCCCCUGGCCCCUUAUGUCAUGAUUAAACGUUUUGACUGAA